GUAGUGGUCGGAGUAGUGGCAGGAAUGGAGUGUAAAUGUGAGUGCGGCCGGGGAAGCCACACCUCCCGAUCCCAGUACUCAUCACAGCAAUAAUGAUCUGCAUAUUAUGCUGCCUGCUCACCCGCCCGUCGGCAUACCGUACUGUCAUUCUUGUGGAGGAUAUACUGUAUGUAUUCUCUAGUGUCUUGACGCACACUGGCAGCCACUCACUGAUGGGACACGUAGUCUGCCUCAGCAACGCGAGCAUGCACGCACGCACACACACACCCACACACACAAACAGACACAGCGAGAAAGACAGCAUAAAAGGAGACCUGUUGUAGGAAAGAAGAAAUGGACAAAUCGGAUAUUUCCUCUGUUUCUCCCUCGCUGCGACUGAGCGGUGGUGAUUGUGGAUGCUGAACAAAUGCGACCACGCUGACACCCCAUACACACAUUCAUCACUCCACAGCAGCCACGGAUUGUUGGAUUAGUCGUCUGUGGGAGUCGCGGAUAGAACCAACAUGGGGAACCAAGCAGGAAGACCGGAGGAAACCGAGACAGGUUUUCAAGCAACUAAGAAGUCUGGCAUCCCGACUCCUAGAGAAGUUCCUUCAUCCAUGCCAAGGGACCGCAUCUCCUCGAGGGACCAGUUAAAGACCUCUACCUCUAAGAGGAUUGUUUCUAGUGCUAGCACUUCUAGCCUCUCUACCUUGGCGAAACAAACGCGUAGUUCAACAAAGUGGCGUGGAGAUGCAGAGGGCCAGGAAAAGGGCCUCCUGGAAUGUCAGGUUAAAGAGUUGUUGGCUGAAGCUAAGGCUAAAGACUUGAUGAUUAGCAAUCUUCGCAUUGAGUUGCAACGCUGCCAAGAUAAAGCUUUGACUUCCCCAUCAUCAUCACCUGUCUCUAAGUCAACUCAAGAUCUGUCUACAGAACAUAAUGAAAAUGUUGCAGAGGCUAUUGUACUAGUUGGGGAGCUGAGAGAAAAGAAUGCAAAGUUUCAAAAAGAGCUGGCAAACCUGAGGGAGGAAAACCAAGUUCUCAAGAAAAGGCUUAUGAGUUUUGAGAGCUCACUACUGCCAAACAGUCUUUCUAAACCUCAGAAAAAUGGCCUGCCUUCAGAAUGCAAUUCUUUUGGUCCACAAUUAGAUCACCUCUCUUCCCCCAGCCUUCUUAAACCUUCUGUCUCCGCUACGUCUUUGAAAGACUCACCUUCACCUGACUCGUUAGGGUUUGAGAAAAUUCUACGUUUAGAACCCCUCAGCAGCAGUGUCAGCGAUGAUGCCACUGCAGGUAGGCAAGAUGUGUCGGUGCAAAGUCUAACAGAACAGAUUCACAAGAUGGAGGAAAAUCACCAUAGCACUGCUGAAGAGCUGCAAGCCACUCUGCACGAGCUCACUGACCAGCAGCAAGUGGUACAAGAGCUGACUGCAGAAAAUGAACGUCUUGUUAACGAAAAGCUCCUCCUGCAAACCUCACUUCAGCAGCAAAGGGAACAUUUAGAGCUGCUGGCCAAAAAGAACGAGGCACUCGCAAACCGAUUUCAGGAGCAGGCCCUGGCUCAGUCCUUGAGAGAGGAUAAGUUCAACAGCGAAGGUCCUCGACUUGUUGAACUGGAGCAAAGGUAUGCGGAACUGGUUGAGAGCUCCCGCUUCGAAAGAGAGAAGCUCGUGAACAUUCAGCAGCAGCUAACUAGCGGCCUACGCGCUCUUGAGAAGGAACACCAGGAGGCCCAGGGCCAGGUGCAUUGCUUCAGAGAAGAGAUGGACAGGGUGCACACCCAAUUAAACAGGGAGUUAGAAGCCAAAGGUCACGCCGCAGAGUCUGCUGAAGAGCACAAGGCUACAGCAGAUUCUCUCAGACUGGAAAACAUUAGGCUGAAGGCACAGCUGGACAUAGAAAGGCAAAAGAUAGAUCAAAACCUAAUGGUGGGUGACCAGAAGGUCAUGCAGAGUACCAGCGAUUGUACGGAGCUGCAGGACCUGCUGAAGAUAGCCCAUGGGGAGAGAGACCAACUGAAGCAGGAACUGAGAGAGCUGAGGCGGGACCUGUUGCAAGCCCAAGCUGAGACUGAGUAUGCUCAAGCUACCAUGUCCAAGAUGGAGGCCAAAGGCCAGCAGAUCCUGGAGAGAGCAGAGAUAAGGGAGCAGGAGAUGAGCAGUCGAGUGAGUGCUUUAGAGGAGGCGGGGAUCCAGGCUGAAAAACAAGUGAAGGAGAUGAAAGAAACCAUCUUCGAGCUGGAGGACCAGGUCGAGCAGCAGCGGGCUGUCAACCUUCACACAAAUCAAACUGUGCAAGACUUGGAAAAUCUUGUUAAAAAGUUGGAGGUGCAGAAAACUGAUGAAGAACAAAAACUGAAAGUUUUCAGUAGACAAAUGGAGGAGGAAAAAGAUGAGUGGCGUCGGUUCCAGGCUGAUCUCCAGACAGCAGUGGUGGUUGCCAAUGACAUCAAGGUGGAGGCUCAACAGGAGCUGCGUACAGUCCGAAGGAAGCUGCAGGAGGAGCAGGCUCGCAGUGCACAGCUUUCUGCUAACAUGGAGGUGCUACAAGGUGUCAGGUCUCAAGGUGAUGAUUUAAAAGCGGCAGAAUUUGAGGGCAGCCGUCCGUGGUGCAGCAUGAUCCCAAGCCCACCUGUAGAUACCAAUGGUGAUGCUGACACGGAGCCUGGAGCUACUGUCAAGUCCCUCAUUCAAUCCUUUGAUACGGUUGAACACAGUGGACCUGCAGUCCACGCAUUUCAAAUCCAAAGCUCACCUCGAAGUCCGCUGAGUGGAAUACCUUUGCGCACAGCACCUGCUGCUGCAGUGUCACCUAUCCAGAGGCAGUCUCACAUAAAGCCCCUGUCAAAGUUGUUGGAAAAACGCAUCACCCACGGAAACUUUGUUCAUCCUCUCAAUAUUUUAUCCGGCAGCGGGGAAGACAUGAAAUCUACCAUCCUUAUGAGGAAGAGUCCAUCGCUGGAGUCCAUAUUUAAAAGUCCUGCUUCUCUAAGAAACCGCACUGCAUCUUUUAACUGCAACCAGGCCAACAGCAAAUUCAGUGUGGAAAGACAAGACCCCCUGGCUUCACUUGCGCAGGAGUAUGGGGGAUCUAAGAGGAACGCGCUACUGAAGUGGUGCCAGAAGAAAACACAAGACUAUCCGUAUUGGAGUGUCAAAAUGACAAAACGAAAACCUGGAAAACGAUGGAGAAGAACUGGUAAAGAAGUCGACUCUAAUAAACGAUCAAGAAGGACUUUACAAUUGUCAUCCGGUCCUGCAGCCACCAAUGUGAAUGUGGAGACUGAUGAGCAAUGUCUAAGGGGUAGCAGCAGGAUAACACUGCAGGGGGCAGUGCUUCCUGAAGGAGCCCAAAAAACUGCUCUUCAAAUCGGACACAUCCAACCUCCAGGUGUCCAUGCAGGAUGUACCACUUUGGAACAUCAAGCCUCUCCCUACCCGCAAGCACAUGAAAAUAUUUCUACUUUUGAUUCUAUCAAAGACAAUGGAAAACCAUUUUCCAGGUCAGCCCUCAUAGAUCCUCCUGAUGGCCUAACAACUGAACUACAUGUCGAUGCUGAGAAUGAUCCAUCUCAAUCAUUUGAGGAAGCUCUCCCUGAUAUGGGGGAUUGGAUGUACAAUGACGGACAUACGUUUAAUGAAGGAUUUGAAGAUAGUUUGAGUGAGGAGUGUGCAGAAGAAUCAAAUUUCAAGGACACAACAGACAAACCAAUAUAUGACAAUGCAUCAGUAACCGUGGCAGAGUGCCUUCUGAUCCUCAUGGGUUUUGUAAACUGUCAUAAAAUUACUGAUAAGGCCCUAAGCGAUUUGCUGAAAAUGUUCAAGUUGCUUUGUCCCGAUAGUCUGAAUACAGACUGCUUAAACAGUGUGCAGAAGUUCAAAAACUUUUUUUUAACCCGGUCUGCAUCAUUGCCUAUUUUAUUACAUAAAUACUGCAGUAAUUGUUUUGGGCCAAUAGAAAGUAAACAAAUAAAAUGCCUGUCUUGUGGGACCAGUGUGUCAGAAGAAAGAUCCUCAUCCUUUAUAGAAGUCCCAAUUAACGCUCAAAUAAGAUCAUUGUUCCUCAAGCCAGGUUUUCAGGAGAAGCUUAACUUCAGAUUAAACAGAAAGAAGGCAGAUGCUAACAACAUUGAAGAUAUCUAUGAUGCAGAAGUUUACAAACAGCUUGUCGAAAGGGGUGGUCCUCUUAGUGACCCUAAAAACAUCUCACUUACUUGGAACACCGAUGGGGUACCUAUUUUCAAAUCAUCCAAGUUUUCAGUGUGGCCUUUUUAUUGUAUCAUCAAUGAAUUGAGCUUCAUGGAACGCACAAAAAGACAGAAUAUGAUAUUUGCUGGACUUUGGUAUGGGGAUUCAAAACCAUCAAUGGUUACAUUUUUGAGGCCACUAAGUGACACAUUGAGUAAGCUUGCAGAUGAUGGAAUUAUUGUGCAACCUGCGGAGUUGACAUCUGAACCUUUUGUGUGUAAAGUGCUCACCAUUGCUGGAACAUGCGACUUGCCUGCUAAAGCAUUAGUCCUUAAUUCAGUGCAAAACAAUGGGAAAUUUGGAUGUCACAAAUGUGAACAGCCAGGAAAGACUGUGAAAACCGGGGAAAGAGGCCCCGCCCAUGUAUUUCCAUUCCAACAUAGAGAUCCAAAGGGGCCACUGCGCACCAAUGAAAAGUUUGUACUCGAUAUGAAAAUUGCAAAUGAAACCAAAACCAUUGUGAAAGGGGGAAAGGGUCCCUGUUGCCUGAGCAAACUUAAAAUGUAUAACCUUAUCAAAGGCACUGCCGUAGAUUACAUGCACUCAGUCCUCCUCGGAGUAAUGCGCCUUUUGAUGGUGUUGUGGUUUUCUACAGAGUUUUCUCGUCAGCCCUUCAGCAUGGCAAAAAAUACCAAAGAAAUUGACACGCGAUUUCAGGAAGUCUGUCCUCCAUCCUCAACUAGAUAUCCUCGACCAGUGGCAUCUCACAGAAUGUUUUUUAAAGCGUCGGAAUACCGGGAUUUUUUGCUGUUCUAUGGACCUGUUAUUUUCCAUGGAAUUCUUGCAACAAUGUACUACAACCACUUCUUUCUACUAAGUGAAGCCAUUUUCAUUUUGUUAAUGGAAUCUAUAUCGGUUGAACAGAUCCAUCAUGCAGAAAAACUAUUGUGGAAUUUUUGUUCUCAAAUGGCUACACUUUAUGGUGAGCGGUACGAAACAGCAAAUGUACACCUUCUUGUGCACCUGACAGACAGUGUCAGGGCCCUUGGUCCAUUAUGGACUCAUUCAUGUUUCCACUUUGAAGACAAAAAUGGAUAUUUGUUAAGGCUCAUACAUGGUACUCAAAAUAUACCUAUGCAGAUGGUAAAUGCAGUCAAACUUGUGCAGUCUAUUCCUGUUAUUUCACAAACUAUUAAACCAGGGAAUGUCAUAGCUGAAUUUUACAGACAUAUGACUAAAGAUGAUAGUUUCUGUCAGGAAAACGAAGAUUUGUCUAGGAUUAAACUAUAUGGAGUAUCUACUGAAUUUCUAUUGGACACAGUUCACCUCUCUGCAUUGCAAAUACAUGCUGGUCACUAGAUCAAUUCUGGAACAGUAAGCAUCUUUCACAAGGCACAAGUUAAGAGAAAUUAUCUCACAUCAAAACACUAUGGUAAAGGUAAUAGACGAAACAAUUUUACAGUUUUUUUUUCAAAUGACGGACAAAGAAAGUAUGGACAGAUUUAUUUCUUUUUUACCAUAGCACAAUCAUGUGCCAAUGGGCCCUCGUUCGUGAAUUUAAACAUGCUGUUUUUUCUUUGCUGCAAGAUAGAUUAACAAAUGGUACAUGCAGUCAUGUUAUUCCUCAAUUGGAAACCUCUGCCAUUACAGUAGUAUCCUUGGAUGACAUAUUGGGUAAAGUUGUUCUCCUUGAUUUCACAUCAAUGCCUGGCAUUGUGUUUGCAGUUCAUUUCCCAAACACACUUGAAAAGUUUUAACUAAUUAAGAACUGAGCUGGCCUAAGAAGCCACAAAUCAAAUAUUUGAUCAUUGUUGUAAAUGCUCUGAAAAUACACACCGAUGUGAUGUUGCCGUGGAUGCUGUAAAAGUCUGUAAAUAUGUACUUUAUAUGUAGUAUCAUAGUUGAUUAAGUUUUUGCAUUGUCUUUAAUAUUUCAGUGGCCAAUUUAUUAAAUUUACUUGUUAAAUAAAACAACUGUCUUUUUUAAUGAAUACUUAGGUCUACUACGUUACUGUAUUUUAAUAUUAGUCC
Nerophis ophidion (straightnose pipefish) is the source of this 6196-nucleotide messenger RNA. RefSeq names its product sperm antigen with calponin homology and coiled-coil domains 1 (gene specc1). Lineage: Eukaryota; Metazoa; Chordata; Actinopteri; Syngnathiformes; Syngnathidae. Gene Ontology annotation, molecular function: protein binding. Bases 504 to 5525 code for a protein of 1673 amino acids. Gene Ontology annotation, cellular component: microtubule organizing center; filamentous actin. The record is from RefSeq and is a predicted model, not a curated record. The transcript is spliced from 15 exons. Gene Ontology annotation, biological process: actin cytoskeleton organization.